Molecule: messenger RNA, 1380 nt
Organism: Mytilinidion resinicola
Lineage: Eukaryota; Fungi; Ascomycota; Dothideomycetes; Mytilinidiales; Mytilinidiaceae
Exons: 1
Coding region: 286-1239 (317 amino acids)
Source: RefSeq, a predicted model, not a curated record
ACGAGAAGAAAGUCUUAUCUAGGAAGAAAAUCUAUGAACGCGGACUCAGCUUGCAAGGAAAGCCGAUGACCAUAAAGGAUAAUGCCUUCAAAACUCAGAUCCUCGAGUACUUCAAAAAAUCCAAAGCGGACGAGAAAAUACUCGCUAAAGAUGUAAGCCCCAAUAAGCACACAUUAUCAAAGCUACCACUCUGACGCCGUCUUCGAACUUUAGGAAAUCACUCAAUACUACUUCAUAACAGCCCACUGCCCACCGUGCUCAAAGCCCACCGCCAACCUAGCACCAAUGUUCAUUACCGACCUUAGGAUCGAAACCCACCAUCUCAACCGCGUCCUCGUUAUCCGCCUGUAUGGCGACCCCAUCGUAUCUGCUCACAACGGCAUGCUCUGGCCCGUCGAAGACCUCCAAAAGAACCUAGCGAUCGUGACGUUGCAUAAUUGGCACGCGGACCCCGAGGAGAUGUGUCAACUGUUCAAUGAGGACCUGGUUGUGGCAAUCAAGCAGCCUUAUUUUGAGUUGUGCAAUAGGGGUGGUCUGUACAACGUCGGAAUUGAUCAUAUAUCGGAUGUACAUGUUCUGCCAGUGAGCCACCCCAUGAUUGCAAGGUUUUAUACGGAGGAGGAAAGGGAUAAGAGGUGUAAGAAAGCGUCUAAGAGUGGCGAAGGGCCGGCGAUGACCGUUUCGGCGAGAAGGCUUAUUUUGCAGCAGCGCGAUGCUACAGUAACGCUUUGGACGCCAACGCAUCUGCACCGAAAAAUGCCAAAGAGCAGAAUUUCUGGGUACUCCAGAGGUGCUCGGAAGCCAACGCCAGGAUCGGCAACUUCGACGACUCCCUCCUCGGCGCUGAAAAUCACAACAUAUCGCAAAAACGGGACCCAGAACGGGCGCAUAGAAUAUCUCAAGGCGAAUGCACUCCACAAUCUCGGCAAACACAGGGACUGCUGGAUGAUCCUAGAAUGUCUUGACCACCUCGACGAGCUAGCUGAAUUGCUUCACAAGGCCGCGAGCAUGUGGCUUGAACUGUGGCAAGCUCAGACACGUCCUCUAGAUCCAAACUCCACGAGAACGUCGUACGUCGAUUUCACGACUAUCGAGGAGCAUGAAGAUGGCAAACCGGGGCUAUUCGCCAAACGUGAUUUUAGGGCCAAUGAAAUCGUUCUGAUCGAACGUCCACUGUUUGUGUCGAAGCCAGAGCGUGCAGAUCGGAAGUUCUGCAUUGUCGACUUAGAAGAUAGGUAGCACCAUACACACAGGUAUCCGUCACUUUUCGUAGACGCUGUUCAGCAUGCACGAGUGAGUCGGAAAAUGGCUCGCGACCUGUUGAGUCUGGAUGACUUGGCAUACGAGAAUGUGCAGGUUGAUGGCAAUACUGUUCUGGAU